Molecule: messenger RNA, 777 nt
Organism: Cervus elaphus (red deer)
Lineage: Eukaryota; Metazoa; Chordata; Mammalia; Artiodactyla; Cervidae
Product: melanoma-associated antigen 10-like
Exons: 3
Coding region: 1-777 (258 amino acids)
Biological process (GO): negative regulation of transcription by RNA polymerase II
Cellular component (GO): nucleus
Source: RefSeq, a predicted model, not a curated record
AUGGGGCAAGGCCUCAGGAACUCCAGGAACCAGGAGGCGAAGCAGAGGUCUGAGGCCCAUGUCCUGAGGCCAGAGAGCAGAGGAGGUCCAGGCAGUGCCAGGAGUCAAGUCUCCUCCUCAGCCUUUGUGGAGGCCUUGCCCCAAGAAGCUCUGAAGGAGAUGAUGGCUAACCUGUUGAAGUUCCUGCUCCUCAAGUAUCGUGCCAAGGAGCUGACCUCAAAGCCCGAAAUACUGGAUAUGACCCUCACAGAUAACCAGGACCACAUACCUGUGGUCUUCCGUAAAGCCACCCAGUGCCUGCAACUGGUCUUUGGCAUGGCAAUGAAGGAGGUGGACCCCAGGGAGCACAUAUACAUCUUGGUCCCCACCCUGGGCCUCACCUGCGAUGCAAUGCCGAGUGGUGGGCAGAGCCUGCCCAAGGCCGGGUUCCUGGUGCUGGUCCUCAGCCUGAUCAUCCAAGAUGGAGACUUCAUCCCUGAGGAGGUGGUCUGGGAAACACUCAGCAGGAUGGGGGUGUGUCCCAGGAGGAAGCACUCGGUCUUUGGGGAGCCCAGGGAGCUGCUGACCCAUGUGUGGGUGUGGGAGGGUUACCUGGAGUACCGGCAGGUGCCUGACAGUGACCCUGUUCGCUAUGAGUUCCUGUGGGGUCCCCGGGCCUAUGCGGAGAUCAGCAAGUAUCAAGUCACAGAGUGUCUGCUCAGGGUCAAUGAAAGGUUUUCCAGGGUCUUCCCACCCCCGUCUGCAGAGGCUGUGAGGGAGGAGGAAGAGGGGCCCUGA